Mycena citricolor is the source of this 1206-nucleotide messenger RNA. NCBI's taxonomy places the organism in Eukaryota, Fungi, Basidiomycota, Agaricomycetes, Agaricales, Mycenaceae. The record is from the annotation of a GenBank genome assembly.
AAAUGGGUUACCCCACCACCAUCUGGCAACCGAGGCGUCGGGCCACACACUUGUUCCCGACGCUCAUCUUCCUCGUCUGAUCCCACGCCGCACGGAUCUAGCACUGGUGCUAUCCCUGGGCGAUCUGACCUGACGCAGGGCAACAGGCGUGUCAACACAGCUCUCCCACCCCUCUUGUUCUACCACACUAGAUUACUGCAUAGACAGACACCCGCGCCCGCGAUGUCGGAAUACGAUUAUUCUCCACAGGCGGCGCAACAAUACCAACGCACGCAGCAGCGUAUCUCUAACUGGGCUACGGAUACCGCUGCGAACUCGCACAAGUACAAAUCGCCGUUCGUUCCCCGCUCAGACGUGCAAGACUCCUACCACACCUCCAGCCGGGACAGGCACCGCUCGCCAUCGACGUCGCGCCACUCGUCCUCGUCCCGCUCGUCGUCCAAGUCGCACCCGAAGCACGACCGCCGCCAGCCGCAGCGCUCGUACUCGCACGACAACCACGAGCCCGUCAUGCGCUCGCCGCUGCGCGCCAACACGCUCGCGACCAUGACGCUCGUCUCCCCGAACGACUCCAUCUCGCAGGUCAUGGCCCCCACGUCGCGCCGCGGCCACCACGCGCGCGCGCAGUCGCACUCGCCCUCGCGGCAUACCAGCACGCGCGCGCGCAACCACCGCCGGACGCAUACAUCCGGCGGCGGCGGCGGGUACGUCGUGCAGGUGCAGAGCCCGCACGGGGUGUACCAGGUGAACGCCGCGCAGCCGGGCGGGGGUGGGUACUUCCAGCCGCAGCCGCAAGCGCAGAUGCAGAUGCAGCAGCCGAUGCAGCAAGUGCAGCAGCCGGCGGCGUGGAUAAUAGACCCGCGGACGGGCAAGGUGCAAGCUGCCUACGCCAACGUUGUGGUGCCACAAGCACAGCAGCCGGCUUUCGUGUAUCCGCCCGCGCCGCAUCCGGUGCAGGAACAUCACGGCGGUUGGUGGAAGCGGUUGCUCGGCAGCAGCAGCACGGGGAGUGGCAGUGACAAGCGGCAUGGCCGGACGAUGAGUCGCUCGAAGAGAUAGACUUUGGAUCCCUAAUCUACAUAUCGGAAACCAUAUACCCUAAAAGCAUCUAUUACCCACAUAUAGAAGACGUUCGUGUAUAGCAAGUAGUUUAGUUACGUUCGACAUACCCACGACUGGUGAAACGUCGCGGCUCAGUUGACUAGA